Messenger RNA from Saimiri boliviensis boliviensis (Bolivian squirrel monkey), 1016 nucleotides. RefSeq names its product olfactory receptor 6V1. Gene Ontology annotation, biological process: G protein-coupled receptor signaling pathway. The record is from RefSeq and is a predicted model, not a curated record. Lineage: Eukaryota; Metazoa; Chordata; Mammalia; Primates; Cebidae. Gene Ontology annotation, molecular function: olfactory receptor activity; G protein-coupled receptor activity. Gene Ontology annotation, cellular component: membrane.
CCCAGCCCGUGGAUCAUGGCAAAUCUGAGUCAGCCCUCAGAAUUUGUCCUCUCAGGCUUCUCCUCCCUCGGCGAGCUGCAGGCUCUUCUGCAUGGCCCCUUCCUCAUGCUUUACCUUCUCGCCUUUGUGGGAAACACCAUCAUCAUAGUUAUGGUCAUAGCUGACACUCACCUACAUACACCCAUGUACUUCUUCCUGGGCAAUUUUUCCCUGCUGGAGAUCUUGGUAACCAUGACUGUAGUGCCCAGGAUGCUCUCAGACCUGCUGGUCCCCCACAAAGUCAUUACCUUCACUGGCUGCAUGGUCCAGUUCUACUUCUACUUUUCCUUGGGUUCCACCUCUUUCCUCAUCCUCACAGAUAUGGCCCUUGACCGCUUUGUGGCUAUCUGCCACCCACUGCGCUAUGACACGCUGAUGAGCCGGGCUGUGUGUGUCUGGCUGGCUGGGGUUGCCUGGGCAGUUCCUUUCCUAGCCAUGGUACCCACUGUCCUCUCUCGAGCUCAUCUUGAUUAUUGCCACGGCAACGUCAUUAACCACUUCUUCUGUGACAAUGCACCUCUCCUGCAGUUGUCCUGCUCUGACACCCACCUAUUUGAAUUCUGGGACUUUCUGAUGGCCUUGGCCUUUGUUCUUAGCUCCUUCCUGAUGACCCUCAUCUCCUAUGGCUACAUAGUGACCACUGUGCUACGGAUCCCCUCUGCCAGCAGCCGCCAGAAGACUUUCUCCACCUGUGGGUCUCACCUCACACUGGUCUUCAUUGGCUACGGUAGUACCAUCUUUCUGUACAUCAGUCCUGGCAAAGCUCACUCUGCGCAAGUCAAGAAGGUCGUGGCCUUGGUUACUUCAGUUCUCACACCCUUCCUCAAUCCCUUUAUCCUUACCUUCCGCAAUGAAACAGUUAAAACAGCGCUACAGGGGCAGAUGCAGAGGCUGAAAGGCCUUCGCAAAGCACAACGAUGAGCCCAGGGCGCAGGGGGACCUGGUCUGUCUCCAUUGAGCAGUUCUGUGAGGAGGGA